AUGAGCACAAUAAACACGCCGAAACAAACAUUUCACAUACGACUAUCACCAAAUCAACCGAAAACCUUCGCAUGGUGGACUCUUACGUUGUCAUCUCUUGGUGCUCCACCUACACCGGUUCUUGAUAGUACCUUCAUAUGGGACGACACGGAAACGGCCAUGGCUCCACGUCUCUAUCGUCUUCCACUAAUCUGUCGAAUACCGGAAGAAGCUCGCAAUAUGACGUGUGAAAUCGAAGAGGACUGCAAAUGCACGCCAGCAGAGGUAAAAAUGCGCUGCAGUUGUAAGGAAAGCAGCCUAACAGCACACAUGCGGCAUCAUGACUACCUACCACAACUCCGACCCAAUGUGGAGUUAAUGACGAAUCAAAGUCAACUUUUUGCACGAAUUCCGCAACUUCCAACAGCAAAAUUCGUCUUACACGUACAAGGGACCUUCCAGACGACUUCGUUGGUAUCCGACGCUGUAUGCACCAUCGAAAAUACACAUUGUCAAGGAUGUUACAAACGCCCUAAAGGAGCCUCGGCGACAGUGACGUGCAAGUCCUCCACUGCGAAAGAGAACGCAGAAAUACGAUGCGGAGACAAUUCAUUUACUGUACCAUGCACCAAGAACGGAACACCGUCCAAAUCGAGAUUCUACGCAGAUACUGCACGAUUCCUGGCGAUAUGUACAGUGCACUGUGGAAAAGUACGACAUCGAUUCGAGAUAACUGGUAUUCUGCACUAUACUGGCAGUAUUUCCAUGGCAAUAACACGACUCAUCAAUGGAGAAAGUGUAGUGUUCUCGGAGAUUAACCUUCCAGACAUCAGCCACAUAGUUGAUGUCUUCCUGAAUUGGAGCGGAACACUACUCCUAACUGUUGGACUUGUCGCUGCAGCUUUUUCGCUAACAUACCUUUGUAUAGCUAACAGCUUCGUACUUGUCUUCCUUCGCAUGACCUUUCGCUUCCUAACCUUUAUCGCGAUUGCCAGCUUCUACCUUCUAUGCAUACCACUACGACUUUCUACUCAACGGUUCACGACGAAGUCACCGGAAAAGCUGCUCUAA
Molecule: messenger RNA, 1050 nt
Organism: Haemonchus placei
Lineage: Eukaryota; Metazoa; Nematoda; Chromadorea; Rhabditida; Trichostrongylidae
Source: the annotation of a GenBank genome assembly